Eupeodes corollae is the source of this 486-nucleotide messenger RNA. RefSeq lists its product as uncharacterized. NCBI's taxonomy places the organism in Eukaryota, Metazoa, Arthropoda, Insecta, Diptera, Syrphidae. The transcript has 3 exons. The record is from RefSeq and is a predicted model, not a curated record. Bases 111 to 422 code for a protein of 103 amino acids.
AUUGGAACAAUAUCACGUAAUAAUUGGGAUUCGAUUAUUUAAUAUUUUUGUAUAAAAACAGCGGAAAUUAAAUUAGGGUAUGUUAGUUGAACAUUUGAUCACCUUACAAAAUGAAAUUCUUUGUUGCUUUGGUUGCCUUUAGCGCUGCUAUUGUUUUGGCUACAGCUGCACCAAACCCAGACCCAAACCCAAACCUCGUUUCAAUAUUAUCUCCUCAGUACUCUUGGCCAGCUGGUCCUGUAGUCUAUGGUGGCGGUGGAUCUCAUAUAGCAGGAUAUGCUACUGGAAAUGGAGGACUUGCUCCCGGUCUUAAUGAUCAACUUCUUUCAUUAAAUGUCCCUGGACUUCUUGGAGGAAGACUCCUCAAUACUGGUGCUAUUCUUGGAUACAACAACCCCGGCUACCCAGUUGUAUGGCAUUAGAUAAAAAAAAAACAAAAUUUUCAAAAUAAAUUUGAAAGAAAGAAGCUUGACUUCUUAAAACCAA